AUGGGUAUGCUGUAUGGGUCUCAGGCGUCCGCUGGGAGUGAUAGUGACCCAGGUGGCCCGGGGCGGUGGCCCAGGCAGGCUCGGCGGCUAACCUGCGUCCUUUUUUUCAGGGAGGAGGGACGCGACCUGCUGGGGAAGCGGACGAUGGACUUCAAGGUGUCGUACCUGGACCCCGGCCUCACGCAGUCCUACCUGUGUGACUCGGAGCUGCCGCAGUUGUACGCGUCCCGCAUGAGCCGUAAGUACAAGACGCAGCUGCGAGACUUCCUGACGACGUGCCACAGCAAGAGGAGCUACACCAACCUGUCCGACACGGCCUACAACAACUACAACAACGUGUACGGUGCCUCGCCCUACGCCACGGACAACGGCCUCUACAUGCAGCAGAACCUCGGCAACCUGCAGUCCCUCUACCCCACCAGCUACCUGCCCGCCGACAACCUCUUCCACUACCGCCAACUGGGCUCCUACUACCCGGACUACAUGACGCACGGCUACGUCAGCAACGGAUACGUGGACCCCACGCGCCCCUGCCUCGGCUAUGACGUCACCAAGACGGCCGCAGACCAGAAGCUGUACUGCGCGACGCAGCUCGACGCCUCCAAGUACCAGUACAAGCCCACGGACGCCUACUCGGCCGUGUACGGCACCAACACGGUGCUGCCCUCGCUCGACCACAAGUACACGGACCUGCGGACGGCGGACGUGCGACGAGACGACCCCUCGGCCCUGGCGUCCCCGGGGGCCCUAGCGGCCACCCCUGGCGCCGCCAGCAGCGUCGCAGUCAGCUCAGCCGUCACGAGUGCCAGUCACAAGGAAGAUACCAAAGACAGCGAGGCGUACCCCAACAACACGCGUCAGACGGUGCUUAUGUGGGGCUCCGCCUCCCACGAUUAUGACCCCAACAAGAAGUACGGCGAGGCGCCCGUGUCCUCCGCCCCGUCGUCGCUGGACCCGAGUUUAGGCGGCGUCGCCUGCAAGUGGGGCACCGCCACUCCAGCGUCCACGCCGGGUGCCCGCAGCAGCGCUGGUGGCUCUCCGCAUGGGCCGGAGGGAUCCUCGCCCCACGGAGGUCCGCCCUCGGCACACUCGGCGCACUCCGCCGCUGUUGCCGCCGCCACCGCCGCCUCAGCCGCCCAUGUCGGCGCAGGUACCGUGGCGCCAGCGGGUAAGGCUGCGUACAGCUACAGUGAGGGCGGCGAGGUAUGGCACCACCAGUACUAUCCUUACCACCCGUAUCACACCCCGCAUGCCAUGGGGGAACCCAGCUACCCGCAGAUCAGCAGGAACCCAAUCCUUUGCUGUCCAUCUCUGAGGUAACCAACACCCUCCUCAACCACCACGACUAGACCUGGUGGUGACGACUCCAAGGGAGAAGGAGGAAGCGCCCCUGUGUGGGAGCCCCGAAGUGACCUCUGACCCGCCACUCCUUGCCCAGUCAUGAGAGCAGCUGAUGACCCCGCCCUCCCAGAGUCCGGUUUUGGGGUCAUUAGAAUUUGUGGCUCCGUACCUCUUCAUCGCAGACUUGGGGUCGCUGCAGCCCAUGACAGAGGCCCAGAGCCCGGCCGUGGGGUCACCUCAGGCCACGGGGUCCCUGCAGCCUGUACCGCAAGCCCAGA
This is a messenger RNA of Eriocheir sinensis (Chinese mitten crab), 1619 nucleotides long. RefSeq lists its product as uncharacterized. NCBI's taxonomy places the organism in Eukaryota, Metazoa, Arthropoda, Malacostraca, Decapoda, Varunidae. The record is from RefSeq and is a predicted model, not a curated record. The coding region runs from base 1 to 1320 and encodes 439 amino acids. The transcript has 4 exons.